ACUCUAUUUCCCCCCAAGUGGCACGGCCAUUUAUUCUUACAAUGCGUCCUUUACUCCAACGCAAUCUAGAAGCUACCAACGGUGUUCUUACACUAGGUGCCGCCCCCGACCCCUACGAGUGGCGGGAGCGGCCGCCACCGCCAGCUAUCGUUCGUCCUCCUAAAGCCUACAUAUCUCGACUUCCAGCCGAGCUAUUGACCCAAGUUUUCGAACAUAUUCAUCGUGAACAGUACUCGUACAGCUCAUUUCUACAAUUGCCAUCUUCCCACGUCAAUCACGCAUUCUACAACGCUUCACACAUAUUUUUGUACCGCAAAAUAGAGCCAUGUGUGUCGAAUUCGCCAAGGAAAUUACCUCUAUUGUGCAGGACACUACGAGAGAAGCCUAUGCUCGGCAAUCAUAUCCGCGAACUGAGCAUCAAUUUCAACGUUUAUGCCUCCCUCCAACGCGAAGAUUUGUCUUGCGACAUGUUUGAAAUGUUGGUUUACGUACUGGACCAUGCGCCGUUGACUCAAAGCCUAGAUAUUUAUUCAUGCUUUUCACGCCAUGGCAGCGUACUGGAGCAGUUCUUUCUAAGCGCGCUCAGCAAGCUACCGCAGCUUCAGAGUUGCCGUGUGCGUGGAUAUUCAGAGCCCCUCUUGUGCAGCUCAGAGCUGUAUACAAGUCUAAAUCAAGCGAAAUGGCUAAAAAGUCUCAAAUUGGAUCGUUCCGACUACGCAGAAAAGGUUGCCGGAAUAGAGACCCCUCCAACGACCAUCGAGAGGUCAGGAUCUAUCACCGAGCUAUAUCUUUUCGCUGGCGAAGACAGACGAAAAGGUGUAGCUCAAAUAUUACGCUGGCCGAAGAGCUUAAAGCGGCUUAAAGUAGAAGCCCAAGCAGGCUACGGCUACCAAACAGAUUUACGUUUCUUUUUUGAGGCACUCUCAAUACAAGGAGACUCGUUGGAGGAGUUGCAUAUCGGUUAUUUGGAUGACAAGAUCGGAUCACACCUUGACCUAAGCCCUUUUACAGCGUUAAGGACUCUCACCGUAUCUCGAUGGUCGUUUCCUUACCGAGACUUAGAAUUUUCGGAGAGUCUCGCGAAAGGACUUUUAGCGCCACAGCUGGUGGAAUUCUACUGGAAUUUCAACAUGAUCGAACAGACACAACCGGAUUUGAGUAGUUUGACUGCAGAAUCUGUAACUUGGAUUCACAAGUUUGGCCUGUUUGCUGCUAAGCAAGGCGCCAAACUGAAGCGCAUCAAAAUUAAGUUUGAACCUCAAAUAGAAGGCAUUUCGGAAGUUUAUACGUGGGAAUUGCUCGACCCAGUCAAGGAGGAUCUUGCUCUACAUGGCAUUGAGCUUGACUUCGAUCGACCCUUUGCCACUAAGCAAGCAUUUUUGGAUUAUAUGCAGGGCAUGCGUGACGACGAAGCCUAUUGGGAACGAAAGGACGAGGAAGAGGCCGAGGCAGAACGAGCAAGGAAGGCACGCAUGCCAAAGGAUAUCCUCAUCAGUUAUCAAGAGUGGAUUAGAAGAAGUCCUGAAAAUGCUGCCACACCAGAAGAAGAGGAGCCGGAUUUCUCUUCAAGAGAGUUUCAUCUGGUAGAAGGAAAAGAUAUUCGGGAAUACUUUCCAUUGGCGCCAGCUCUUGCGAACGACAGCGACGCCGCUGAUUAGGGACCAGUAAAACGUUUGAAUAACGAUUAUCAAUGAGAAAAAUAAUUUAGAAUUAAAUAUAGUAUUUUUCC
Molecule: messenger RNA, 1729 nt
Organism: [Torrubiella] hemipterigena
Lineage: Eukaryota; Fungi; Ascomycota; Sordariomycetes; Hypocreales; Clavicipitaceae
Source: the annotation of a GenBank genome assembly